Messenger RNA from Cannabis sativa, 3448 nucleotides. RefSeq names its product probable xyloglucan glycosyltransferase 12. The transcript has 6 exons. Bases 607 to 2727 code for a protein of 706 amino acids. Gene Ontology annotation, molecular function: glycosyltransferase activity. Lineage: Eukaryota; Viridiplantae; Streptophyta; Magnoliopsida; Rosales; Cannabaceae. Gene Ontology annotation, cellular component: Golgi apparatus. The record is from RefSeq and is a predicted model, not a curated record.
UAUAUAUAGUUGUUUUAUUUUAAAAUAUAUAUAUGAAGCAUUAUGGUGUAAGAAAAUCCGGUGGCGUUGUUGGUAUGUAAACCAGUAAAAAAAAAUCAAAUACGAAAAAUUAGUGAUGUGACCUAAGAACGUGGUGUCCGUAAUCAAAAAUCAAAGACGUGUUGAGCUGUUACCAAUCUCUCUUUCUUUCGGCUUCUUAUUAUUACACCCCCUUUGCAAGCUGUAAUUGAAUGAGAGCUGAUUUUGGACUUAAAUCCUCCACAACCAAAUCUCCUCUUCUUCAAACUCACACACUGCUCUCUUAUUCUCUCUCUCUCUCUCUCUUUUUCUAGAAGAGCUUUUCUCGUAUAAAUUAUCUACCAAUGUCACCAUGAUUUAGAGACGUUUUGCUCGGCUUUCUUCUCCACGCGUCUCUCUUUCCGUUUUUCUGGUAUCGUUCUCUGACAAUGAGAUCAAAGUCGUAGCCUUUUCUGGGGUUUUGUUACAAACAUUCAACCGGCUUGAUAGCCUUGAAACCAGGGGAAGAAGAAAGAAGAAGGGAUUCGGUCUACAAUAGAAAACCCAGAAAAAGAAAAGAGUUUUUGUUUUUGAGAUCAGACGUUAACAAUGGCACCGUCGUUUGAUUGGUGGGCAAAGGACAGCCGGCGAGGUACGCCGGUGGUUGUCAAGAUGGAGAAUCCAAACUGGUCCAUGGUCGAGCUGGAGGGUCCGAUCGAUGAUGACUUCCUCAUGGCCGACUCACCGGUUCGGGCCCGUGACAAGGGCCGGAGCAGAAACGCCAAGCAGCUCACUUGGGUCCUCCUCCUCAAGGCCCACAGAGCCGCCGGUUGCUUAACUUCCAUUGCUUCUGCAAUGUUCGGCCUCGCCGCCGUUGUACGACGCCGUUUAGCCUCGGGUCGUACGGACACUGAGCAUGAUAGAGACGCCGGUGGCCGUGGACGUCGGGAAACAGAGAACCCGGCUGUGAAAAGCCGGUUUUAUGGUUGUAUUAAGGUGUUUCUGUGGUUGUCUUUGCUUAUGCUUGGGUUUGAAGUAGCGGCAUACUUUAAGGGAUGGCAUUUUGGGGCUUCGAACCUUCAAUUGCAGUACUUGUGGAAUGCACAACUUGGGGUCAAGGGUGCUUUCGAUUGGGUUUAUUUCAAGUGGGUUUUCGUUCGGGUUGAGUAUCUCGCUCCUCCUCUGCAGUUCUUGGCUAAUGCUUGUAUUGUCCUGUUCCUUAUCCAGAGCUUGGAUAGGCUACUCCUCUGCUUGGGUUGCUUCUGGAUCCGCUUAAAGAAGAUCAAACCUGUUCCUAAGAAUGGUGUAUUGGAUCUUGAAACUGGAGAGAAUGGUUACUUCCCUAUGGUCCUUGUGCAGAUCCCCAUGUGCAAUGAAAAGGAGGUUUAUCAGCAAUCGAUUGGUGCUGUUUGCAACUUAGACUGGCCAAAGUCAAAGAUGCUAAUUCAAGUUCUUGAUGAUUCGGAUGACCCAAUAGCUCAAACACUUAUCAAAGAAGAGGUCAAUAAAUGGCAACGUCAGGGUGCCCGCAUUGUAUAUCGGCAUAGAGUGCUUAGAGAUGGUUACAAGGCUGGUAAUCUUAAGUCUGCCAUGAAUUGCAACUAUGUUAGAGACUAUGAGUUCGUCGCCAUUUUUGAUGCCGAUUUUCAGCCCACCUCUGAUUUUCUUAUGAAAACAGUUCCUCACUUCAAGGAUAACGAGGAACUUGGUCUGGUUCAGGCAAGAUGGUCCUUUGUGAACAAGGAUGAGAACUUACUCACAAGGUUACAGAACAUUAAUUUAGCGUUCCACUUUGAGGUAGAGCAGCAAGUGAAUGGUUGCUUAAUUAACUUCUUUGGGUUUAAUGGGACGGCUGGUGUGUGGAGAAUUAAGGCCUUGGAGGAUUCUGGUGGAUGGUUGGAGAGAACUACUGUUGAAGACAUGGACAUUGCUGUUCGUGCUCAUCUUCAUGGCUGGAAAUUCAUCUUUCUCAACGAUGUUGAGUGCCAGUGUGAAUUACCCGAAUCCUAUGAAGCUUAUAGGAAACAACAACACAGAUGGCAUUCAGGGCCUAUGCAGCUGUUUAGGCUUUGCUUGCCUGAUAUAAUCAAGUCAAAGAUCAGCUUUUGGAAGAAGUUCAAUUUGAUAUUCCUCUUCUUUCUUCUCAGAAAACUGAUAUUGCCCUUUUACUCCUUCACACUUUUUUGCAUUAUUCUCCCAAUGACAAUGUUCAUUCCAGAGGCUCAGCUCCCAGCAUGGAUUGUGUGUUAUAUCCCCGCUACCAUGUCCUUUCUCAAUAUCCUCCCAGCUCCCAAAUCAUUCCCUUUCAUUGUCCCUUACCUUCUUUUUGAGAACACUAUGUCAGUGACCAAGUUCAACGCCAUGAUCUCGGGGCUAUUCCAGCUUGGCAGUGCUUACGAGUGGGUUGUGACAAAGAAGUCUGGCCGCUCAUCAGAAGGUGAUCUCACCUCUUUGGUUGAGAAAGAGCUGAAGCAUCAAAGAGGGGUCUCAGUUCCGGACCUUAAUGAUAUGAAGGAAGAAAUCAAACAGCAUGAUGAAAAGGCCUCUAAGAAGAAGAAGUCGAAACACAAUAGGAUGUAUACAAAAGAAUUGGCUUUGGCCUUCCUUUUACUUGCAGCAUCAGCAAGAAGCUUGCUCUCUGCUCAGGGUAUUCAUUUCUACUUCUUGCUCUUUCAGGGUAUAGCUUUUCUUCUGGUUGGUCUUGACUUAAUUGGAGAGCAAGUUCAGUGAACAUAACAUGAAUUAGGGACAUUUUUAAGUAGAAAUAUAUAUAUAAAUGAUAAUACAAAGCAUGAGUGGUCAACGUUCUCAACUCAAGUACAGUUGACUCGGAACAUUUAGAGGGAGUUUGAGAUGCUAGCCCUCCACACUUUGAUCUGCUUCACCAAAUACCAGAAACCCCAACAAGAAGAAAAAAAAGGUUGUGAUAAUUAUGGAAAAAAGAAUUCCUUAGUUUUGGGGUAAAAUGGUGAUUUCUUUUCACUAUUUAGGUUUCACUUUUUUUUUUCUUUUCAACUUUAUUUUCAUUCUUUCGUUUUUGGAUAAAUUCUUUUGUAAGAAAAAAAAAAUGUCGUUGGAAACAGUGAACAGGGGAUUUAGUUACUUUUGUAGUAGAUUAGCUUUCAACUCACUCUCUCCCUUUAAUUGCAUUUCAAGUGGGAAUUGUUGGGUAAUGUUUGAUUCUGAAAUGGGUUGUUUUCUUCGACCACGGAUGGCAUGAUAUGUUCAUAAUUGAAAUCGAGUCAUGUUUCUAGGGUAAUAUGAGCAUGUGCAAAUGAGCUGGUUUAAUGUUUUUUCAACUUAGUAUAGGCGUUUUGAACGAUAUAAUCUGUGUACAAGAAAAAGGAAAACUGGUUUGAAUUGAUUGAUAAAGUGAAGUUUGUUUUAUCUUUAUAUGAAACAGUUGAUAAUAAAUGUCAGAAAGUAGUAAUAUGUGUCAUUGUUUGUACUA